Messenger RNA from Nestor notabilis (Kea), 1632 nucleotides. RefSeq names its product synaptotagmin-like 4 (gene SYTL4). The annotation marks the transcript as partial. The transcript has 14 exons. Gene Ontology annotation, molecular function: neurexin family protein binding; phospholipid binding. Gene Ontology annotation, biological process: exocytosis. The record is from RefSeq and is a predicted model, not a curated record. Lineage: Eukaryota; Metazoa; Chordata; Aves; Psittaciformes; Psittacidae. Gene Ontology annotation, cellular component: plasma membrane; exocytic vesicle.
CUGUCCCUGCGGCACAAGGCGGCAGCCAGCAAAAGGGAGACCGUGGGACAAACCCUCCUCCAGAAGGCCCAGCUUGGUGAGCCCAAAAGCUCCUCCCCAGUGCAGAAGCAGAGCCCCGCAGCACCCCGCGAGGGGCCCAGCUUGUUUCCAGAUGCUUCAGACCCUCGGGAUGGCAAAAGUGACACAGAGUCCAUGGAAAACAUGAGCCUGGAUGGCUACAGACCGAGUCCUGGUGGGCUGGGGGGCAGGAGUAACUCCCUGGAGAGAGCCGCCCCACUCCGAGAUGGAAAACAGGUUCCUGCACCAGCAGGACCUGCUGCCUCCAGCCUGACCCUCCCUCUCCGCUCCAAGCACGUGUUCUCCGGACGGGAUGCUGCCGUGGGGAGCCGCAGCAGCGCCUUGGUGGAUGAGCAUGAGAUGAUGUUCAAGAAGAACCCCCGUCGGGUGGUGAGGCCGGCGGACUACACCAAGUCGGUGAUCGACCUGCGCCCCGAGGACCUCGUGGGGGACGGCGGCUCUUUGGGGGACAGGAGCAAGUCGGUCCCUGGCCUCAACACGGAGCUGGAGGAGGAAGAGGAGGACAUCGAUAACCUGGUGGAGAUCCAUCGCCAGAGGGUGGCCCGGGGCAGCAUGCGCAGCGGCACCUCCUCGAGCACACUGGGGAGCAUGGUCAGCAUCUACAGCGAGGCCGGGGACUUCGGCAGCGUCGUGGUCACUGGGGGGAUCUCUUUCUCCUUGAGCUACGAGCAGAAGACACAGACCUUGUUCAUCCACGUGAAGGAAUGUCGCCAGCUGGCCUAUGGGGACGAGGGCAAGAAGCGCUCCAACCCGUACGUGAAGACCUACCUGCUGCCCGACAAAUCCCGGCAAGGGAAGCGCAAGACGACCAUCAAACGCAACACCAUCAACCCCCUGUACAACGAGCUGCUCAAGUACGAGAUCCACAGGUCCCUCCUGCCCGAGAGGACGCUGCAGUUCUCGGUCUGGCACCACGACCGCUUUGGCCGCAACACGUUCCUGGGCGAGGUGGAGGUGCCGCUGCAUGCCUGGGACUGCCAGAGGCACCUGGAGGAGUUCCUGCCCCUGCACGGCAAGAUUGGGGUGGAUGCUGCUGGUCUCCACCAGUACAAGGGGGAGCUGGUCGUCUCCAUGAAGUACAUCCCAUCUCCCAGGCACCCUGGGGCUGGGAACAGCAGGAAGGGCAAAACAGGGGAAGGUGGUGAGCUCCAGGUCUGGAUCAAAGAAGCCAAGAACCUCACAGCAGGCCAUGUCCAUGCUAACCCAAGGGGCUGCUUCCCCAGCUACCUCCUGCCACACAAGACCAAAGCCUCCAAGAGGAAGACGCCUGUGGUGAAGAAGACCCUGAACCCUCACUACAAUCACACCUUCGUCUAUAACGGCAUCAACCCCGAGGACCUGCAGCACAUCUGCCUGGAGCUGACGGUGGAGCCCCGGGGUCCAUCAAGCCAUGGGGAUGAGGAGCCCCGGGGCAUGAGCAAUGGACAAGCUGUGGACUGGAUGGACUCCACAGGCGAGGAGCUGAAUCUGUGGCAGAAGAUGUGUCAGUACCCGGGCUCAUGGGCAGAGGGGACGCUCCAGCUCCGCUCCACCAUGGCCAAGCUGAAGCUGUAG